Molecule: messenger RNA, 1320 nt
Organism: Racocetra persica
Lineage: Eukaryota; Fungi; Glomeromycota; Glomeromycetes; Diversisporales; Gigasporaceae
Source: the annotation of a GenBank genome assembly
AUGCCACCAAAAAUAAAGAAAGUUCAAAAAAAGGCAGAAGUUCCACUUACCAGUAGCAGCAAGUCCACACAAGAUAUUCUAAAAGGUGCUCCUUCCUUACGGACAGGACUUUCUAUUGGUCCAUGUGAAAUCUGGUUUAAGUAUGGAGAUGCUCAACCAACUAGAGUUUUUUUUGAAGGAAUUGUGGAUGACCUGAAAGGAGAAAUUAAAAAGAAACUGUCAAAUCAGUUAGUCGAUGUUGAUGUUACUCAGAUUAUGCUAAGAAAAAACGAUGAAGAAACGGAUUUACGUGCAGAUUUUAUUAUUGAUCGAAACUUUUUAACUUCAUAUGACACACCACUACAAGUCAUUGUAAAUGCACAUGCCUCGCGAAAGCAUAAAAUUGAUACGGUAUUAGAAAAAUUAGAGGAGAUAGAAAAAGCAGUCUCUCAGCAAAAGUCUGCUGAUAGGGUUUCGGUAUCAAAUUUGUCUGAAAUAAGAAUGCGUGAAAUUUUAAAUUGUAUUGGAUUUAUGGAAGAAGACUUCGAACCACUUAAACCCAUUUUAUGUACACCAUUUCAAUGGGGUGAAGAAGCAGAGUCUCAACAAAUGGGUGAAAUAGUGAAAUGGUUUUGUGAUGCGCUAAAAUUACCACGAGGCAUUAAUGUUUGGGACAUCCAUACAGAUGUAAAUUAUCAACGAGAAAUAAAAGGUGCAAACAUUAUUUUAACCGGUGGUAGUGAUAUAGCUAUUGGACCUAGUAGGACAGAAUGUAUUUGGAUUGAGGCCAAGAAAUCAGCGGCAGAAUGUAAAAGAGGUCUGGCUAUUGGGAAGCUAUUGUUAAUAGAUAAUAGAUCUGCUCUAAAUUCAAUGGUUGUCCUAACGGACUGUAAUAAUUUUUGGAGAAUAUACUAUAUCAUAAAUAAUAAUAAUGAAAGCCGCAUUGUAAGUUGUGAAGCUGAUCGCGGAUUGACUUUGGCAAUAAUUAAACAGUUUGUAAUCGAAGAAGGAAAUCAGUUCAAUGAGUGGAAAGGAAAGGCAACCACCUGCGUAUCAGAAGAUACCAUUGAACCUCUUAGAAAAAAAGCAAAGCUUAUUGAAUACACAACUGAAGAAAGCGAUGAAAGGAUGAAAUUAAUGAUUGAUGACAUGUCAGAAGAGGAAUUAUUCAAAAUGAAGGCUCGUCAAAAGUUAAUGAUUGUAAGAAAGUCUUGUAAAUUAGAUGAGCAACCAUAUAUUGAUCGAAUUAUCAGUCAGCUUAGUGAUAAUUAUGAGUAUCUUGCAGACCAACAUAGGCAGUCUUCUGAUUGUGAAAAUUUGCAAUUGUCAAUGUUUGGAUAA